Molecule: messenger RNA, 3234 nt
Organism: Tribolium castaneum (red flour beetle)
Lineage: Eukaryota; Metazoa; Arthropoda; Insecta; Coleoptera; Tenebrionidae
Gene: shi
Product: shibire
Exons: 14
Coding region: 285-3041 (918 amino acids)
Biological process (GO): receptor-mediated endocytosis
Cellular component (GO): microtubule; cytoplasm; plasma membrane
Molecular function (GO): GTPase activity; GTP binding; microtubule binding
Source: RefSeq, a predicted model, not a curated record
UGCGCCGCUGUAUUGAUAUCACUCCGAAUUCAAAAAUCCCAUUUUAUCAGCUUGAGUUUGACAUUUAUUCUUGAAAAAAUCGUUCCCUUAUCACUGUAAUCACUGUUCUAUCGCCCAAUUCUCCCCGAAACGUGUAAUUUUGUGAUAUAUCUCGUCGUGAAGUGUAAAUGGAUGAGUCAUGCGCGUUCAGUUAUGAUUCGGCCAUGUUCCCAAGUGUAUAUUGUUAAAGUGUCGAAGUGAAUUUAGUUGUUUUCGAGGGAAAUUAGCACAGUUCCGGCCUAAAAAUGGCAGGAAACUCCGGAAUGGAGCAGCUUAUUCCCAUCGUGAAUAAGCUGCAAGACGCUUUCACCCAGUUGGGGGUGCACAUGAGCCUGGAUCUGCCCCAAAUCGCUGUUGUGGGCGGACAGUCGGCUGGAAAAAGCUCCGUUUUGGAGAAUUUCGUCGGAAAAGACUUCCUUCCGAGAGGAUCCGGGAUUGUCACCAGAAGGCCCCUUAUCCUACAAUUGAUUAACUCCAAUUCGGAAUAUGCUGAAUUUCUCCACUGUAAAGGCAAAAAAUUCGUCGAUUUCGACGAAGUGCGUCGCGAGAUUGAAGCGGAAACGGACCGAGUCACCGGAAGUAACAAAGGAAUAUCGAAUAUUCCCAUCAACUUGAGGGUGUACUCACCCCAUGUGUUAAAUUUAACCCUGAUCGAUCUACCGGGCUUGACAAAAGUGCCCAUUGGCGAUCAACCCCUCGACAUCGAACAACAAAUCAAAGGGAUGAUAAUGCAGUUCAUCAAACGUGAAUCGUGUCUCAUCUUGGCCGUAACUCCCGCCAACACCGAUUUGGCCAACUCGGAUGCCCUCAAACUGGCCAAAGAGGUCGAUCCUCAAGGUCUUCGGACGAUUGGUGUUAUCACGAAGCUUGAUUUGAUGGAUGAAGGGACCGACGCUCGGGACGUGCUAGAAAAUAAGCUUUUGCCCUUGAGAAGGGGUUAUAUAGGUGUGGUGAAUCGCUCACAGAAGGAUAUCGACGGGCGGAAGGAUAUCAAGGCGGCGAUGGCGGCCGAAAGGCAAUUCUUUUUGUCGCAUCCCUCGUAUAGACAUCUUGCCGAUAGGUUGGGAACACCCUAUUUGCAAAGGGUGUUGAAUCAACAAUUGACCAACCACAUAAGGGAUACGUUACCAGGAUUGAGGGAUAAAUUGCAGAAGCAGUUGUUGACGCUUGAGAAGGAUGUCGAGCAGUUUAAGCACUUCAGGCCCGAUGAUCCUGCGAUUAAAACCAAGGCGAUGUUACAGAUGAUCCAACAACUCCAAACCGACUUCGAACGCACGAUCGAAGGUUCCGGUUCGGCUCAAAUCAACACAAAUGAAUUAUCAGGUGGUGCAAAAAUCAAUCGUUUAUUCCACGAGCGUUUUCCCUUCGAAAUCGUCAAAAUGGAAUUUGAUGAAAAGGAACUGCGACGAGAAAUCGCUUUCGCAAUUCGCAAUAUUCACGGUAUCAGAGUGGGGCUUUUCACCCCCGAUAUGGCAUUCGAAGCAAUCGUUAAAAAACAAAUUGCUCGAUUGAAAGAACCCUCACUAAAAUGCACCGAUCUAGUGGUCACUGAAUUGUCAAAUGUUGUGCGCAUGUGCACUGAUAAGAUGUCGCGCUAUCCGCGACUAAGAGAGGAGGCAGAACGAAUCAUCACCACACACAUCAGACAGAGAGAGCAAUAUUGCAAGGAACAGUUGUGCUUACUUAUCGACUGCGAACUGGCUUAUAUGAACACAAACCAUGAGGAUUUUAUCGGUUUUGCCAAUGCCCAAAAUCAGUCCGAGAAUGCUUCUAAGACUGGGUCACGUGGCACUUUGGGCAAUCAAGUGAUCCGGAAAGGCUACAUGUGUAUCCAUAAUUUGGGUAUAAUGAAAGGAGGGUCACGUGAUUAUUGGUUCGUUCUCACGUCUGAAAACAUCUCAUGGUAUAAGGAUGAGGAAGAGAGGGAGAAAAAAUACAUGUUGCCAUUGGAUGGCUUAAAACUGAGAGACAUAGAACAGGGUUUUAUGUCACGACGACACAUGUUUGCGUUGUUUAAUCCUGACGGUCGUAACGUCUACAAGGAUUACAAACAACUCGAAUUGAGUUGUGAGACUUUGGAUGAAGUCGAUUCGUGGAAGGCGUCGUUCUUGAGGGCGGGGGUUUACCCGGAAAAGCAGACGGAACAAGUGAACGGCGAAGAGGCCGGUGGUGAGAACGUGAGCAGUUCAAUGGACCCCCAACUCGAACGUCAAGUGGAAACAAUUCGAAAUUUGGUCGACAGUUACAUGCGAAUCGUGACAAAAACAACCCGAGAUCUAGUACCAAAAACAAUAAUGUACAUGAUCAUAAACCACACCAAAGACUUCAUAAACGGCGAACUUUUAGCCCACAUUUACGCCAGUGGUGAUCAGUCCCAAAUGAUGGAAGAAGCUCCCGAAGAGGCCCAAAAACGCGAAGAAAUGCUCCGUAUGUACCACGCGUGCAAGGAGGCGUUGCACAUCAUCGGUGACGUUUCCAUGGCGACGGUUUCCACGCCCGUGCCGCCUCCGGUGAAAAAUGAUUGGUUGGCGAGCGGCCUUGAGAAUCCACGUUUGUCGCCACCGAGUCCAGGCGGACCCAGAAAAACCGCCCCCAAUAUGGGACAAGUCGGCAGCACUGGUUUGUGUAACUUUAAUAAUAAUUUAGGUUUUUUUUGUAAAUUUCUGAUAGGUUCGUUAGGUUCGAGGGCUCCGCCGCCGCCCCCAAGCUCCGGGAGACCGGCCCCCGCCAUUCCGAACCGCCCCGGGGGCGGAGCACCCCCAAUGCCCCCAGGCAGGCCGGGAGGACAAGCCUUGCCGGCGCCCCUCGUCCCCACUCGAAUUGGGGGCCAAGGACCGCAAGGGGGCGUCCAAGUGCCUCCUCAGGUGCAGAUGGCAGUCGGACGCGCUGUUACCAAUGCUGCUAUCAACGAACUCUCCAAUGCCUUCAAGUUCCAUAAUCGGCCAGUUCCAAACAUACCUCCAAGAAUACCAGACAGGCCAAACCCGGGACGACCAAAUUAAGUUCUAGUCAAAAUUGAAACGAUGGGACCAACAAGGUUAAUUUAGUGAUUGUUAAGACUUGGCGCUUUUUCAGUACAAUGACAGUAAUUUGUACCUAGUCUAAUGUAUAGUAUUACCCCCAGUCCCGCUUUUGUACAUAUCUGUAUUCACCAUUUGUAAUAUAUUGUUUAUUUUUAUUACAGUAUUAUUUUUA